Frankliniella occidentalis (western flower thrips) is the source of this 2569-nucleotide messenger RNA. RefSeq names its product protein claret segregational. The coding region runs from base 206 to 2155 and encodes 649 amino acids. Gene Ontology annotation, molecular function: microtubule motor activity; microtubule binding; ATP binding. The record is from RefSeq and is a predicted model, not a curated record. The transcript has 14 exons. Lineage: Eukaryota; Metazoa; Arthropoda; Insecta; Thysanoptera; Thripidae. Gene Ontology annotation, biological process: microtubule-based movement.
AUUCGAAAAUUUGAUCGGGCAUUUGUGCUUGUGCUUGUGCUUGUGCUUGCUUGAGGUGGUUUGAGGGACGUUUGAAGAUUUUUGCAUCAUCACACACACCACAAACUGAAACUCCGAGGCGAGGCGCAAUUCAACGAAAGCAAACAAAUUAGCACGCAAGUGCUAACCAUCUUUGGCUUAAAUAAUAACAAGGAAAGAGACGAGAAUGGGAGAGCCUGGACCCUCCCGGAUACCGUCUAAGCUGCCACUGCCACCUCAACGGAAGGUCAAUGGUAUCCCUCGCCCCAAACCUGGCCCAGUAUCCACACUGCAGUCUAAAAGAAUUACUCGACGGUCAAUGAGCGUUCCUGACCUUCGUCAGAUGGGUGCAGCACCAACUAACCAAAAACAACCAGCUACCCGAGCUCCAACGCAGCGCACAGUUCAACCAGUAAAUAGGAAGAGACCAGCCGUGACUGCCACAGCUGCCCCUGUGGCUAAAAAACCAUUGGUCCAGUCAGAAUCAAACAAAUCCUCUGCCAAACCUGCUUCUGUCAAUAAAGCACCUCCAGUGGCAGCGGGAAAACGAAAGAUUGCUCCCUGGGAUACCAAAGGGCAAUUAGAUUUAGCAAAUAACAAAAUUGAACGGCUACUGCAAGAUAAAGAAAAUUUAGAAGCUUUAACACAUGAUGCCCAGGCUGUAAAGGAUCAGUUAGAUGCUUGCCUUAAAGAGCAGGCAUUGCUCUCAAGCAGACUUGAGGAAGCGCAGCAAAAAAGGAAAGAAACUGAAAUGCAUCUCAUAGAAGCACAAAACCAGUGUGACAGUCUGAUUGCAGACAAGAGUGCGUUGGCUUCCAAAAUUGAAUUGUUGAAGUCACAGCUUACUGCAGAAAAAAGGAAGAAUGAACAGUUGGGAGAAGAGAUACAGAAAGUUGAAUGUAGCAGAGAUGAGCUUAUAUCUGUGUCUUCUCAACUACGGAAGGAUUUUGAAAAAGAAAAGAGUAGUAAUCUUGAGCUUUGCUCUAAACUUGAGCUUACAGAAACAAAAGUGAAAUCUCUGACAGAAGAAGUUCUUGAACUUCAAGAAUUAAGAAGACAAAUGCAUAAUCAAAUAUUGGACUUAAAAGGCAAUAUCAGGGUUUUCUGCAGAGUCAGACCACCAUUGGAAACGGAGUCAGGCAGGGCCAUUGCAAGCUUUAAUUUCUCUGAUGAAGCUUCGCUAGAAAUCAAGAGCUCUCAAGAUCCGGGAUCAGCCAAGAGUUCCCAAAAGACAAAGUCUGAUUCAUUCACUUUUGACAAGGUGUUUUCACCCAAUAAUAGCCAAGAUGAUAUAUACUUAGAAUUAUCCCAACUUGUGCAAUCGGCCCUUGAUGGUUACAAUGUUUGUGUAUUUGCCUACGGCCAAACUGGCUCAGGGAAAACAUACACAAUGGAAGGUGGAGAUACCCAAGAAACUCAGGGAAUGAUUCCACGUGCCAUUCAGACAAUAUUUUCUGCAAUCGACAAACAAAAACAAAUGGGAUGGCAGUUUUCCGUCAAAUGUUCAUUCCUUGAGAUUUACAAUGAGGUGAUUAGGGACUUAUUAAACCCCAAAUCUAAUUUGCCCUACGAAAUUAAAAUGGUUGGCAGUGAUGAUGUUAUGGUGACAAACCUUAAGGUUGAAGAAGUGCAAUCUGCAGAAGGCUUGAUGGAUCUGUUAAGCAAAGCACAAAAGAGUAGAUUCGUUGCAGCUACGGUAAUGAAUCACCAGUCAUCUCGAUCUCAUUCCAUUGCACAGAUAAGAGUGGAAUCAUCACACGCAGGUCGAAACAUCCAGUGCCAGGGAACACUCAAUCUCAUAGAUCUGGCAGGUUCUGAAAGAUACAACAGUGACAAUCUAACCGACAGGAAAAAAGAGACCUGCAAUAUUAAUAAAUCAUUAGCUUGCUUAACAUUAGUCAUUAUGCAUUUAGUUGAGAAGAGUGGACAUGUACCUUUCCGCGAUUCAAAACUGACUCAUUUGCUUAUGCCCUCAUUAAAGGGAAACUCAAAGACUUUAAUGUUAGUUAACCUUGCUCCACUCGAGGACUGUUACCAAGAGACAUUGAGUUCGCUUAAAUUUGCCACCAGAGUAUCUGCUGUUGAGCUGUCAGCAAGACGCCAAAUCAAGUCUAGAAUGGCCAUGAAAUCAAAGUGAUAUCCACUUUCAGUUAGUGUCAUCUAGUUCUACUUUCAUUAUUGGAUUGAGUACCAUUUGUACCAAUAGUUUUUAUGAGUUUGACUUCUCAAAGAAUACUUUUUAUUUUAUCCUAUUAGAUAAGUCUAGAAUUGGUGUUAAGACAAAACGAUAUUCACUUCCUGGUAGUGUCAUCUGAUUUUUCAAAGAAUAUGUUCUAAACAUCCUAGAAUGGCUAUUGAUACAAAAUGAUGAUCUUUUCCUGUUAGUGUCAUCUAGUUCUAUUUUCAUUAAUGCAUUGUGUAUAGUUUGUAUUAUUAAUUUUUACAAGAUUGACUAUUUAAAGAAUAUAUCCAUUGUGUAGUUGGCACCAAUAAUUUUUACAAGAUUGAUUGAUUGUUCAAAGAAUAUAUUUUUCUGGUCAAAGCCUUUCAA